UACUAAUAUUUAGCUGUCAAAGUAUCGCCAUUACUCAUUUUGUUAGAAAACUUAAUUAAACUUAAAAAUCUAAUGAAUUAGAACAUAAAUAUAGACUUUGACUAUCACAAAACGUGAAUUAAGUUUUGUUUUAUCACUUCAGUGACAAUUAACAUAAACUUAUGUGUUUGUAAAGCGUAAUUAUUCACAUCCUGUGUGUUACACUUCCUUUCGGUAUUUCCUUGUUUUGAAACGAAAUAAUCAUGUCUGUGAGUGAAAAAGUGUCGUUAUCAGAUGCGCUGAGUAAUGUGGAUGUGCUGGAUGAGCUUACUUUGCCUGAUGAACAACCAUGCAUCGAGGCGGCUCCCUGCUCCAUCCUCUACCAGGCCAACUUCGACACCAACUUCGAAGACCGCAAUGGGUUCGUCACCGGCAUUGCUAAAUACAUUGAGGAGGCUACAGUACAUGCCAACUUGAACGAGCUGCUAGAAGAAGGCAACGACCACGCCGUAAUGCUGUACACGUGGCGCUGCUGCAGCCGUGCCAUACCGCAGCCGCGGUCCAACGAGCAGCCUGACCGGGUCCAUAUAUACGAGCGGACCGUGCAAGUGUUGGCGCCCGAAGUCGAUAAACUGUUGCAGUUUAUGUAUUUUCAGCGUAAAGCAAUAGAGCGCUUCUGCGGCGAAGUCCGCAGACUGUGUCACGCGGAGAAGCGGCGAGACUUCGUGUCGGAGGCGUAUCUGCUGACGCUCGGCAAGUUCGUCAACAUGUUCGCCGUACUGGACGAACUCAAGAACAUGAAGAGUUCCGUCAAGAACGACUAUUCUACUUAUAGAAGGGCCGCACAGUUCCUGAAGGUGAUGUCGGACAGCCAGAGCCUGCAGGAGUCGCAGAACCUGUCCAUGUUCCUCGCCACGCAGAACAAGAUCCGAGACACCGUGAAAGAUGCCCUGGAGAAGAUUAACGGUUACGAAGAGCUACUGGCGGACGUGGUAAACAUCUGCGUCCAUAUGUUCGAGACGAAGAUGUACCUCACGCCGUCUGAGAAACAUAUGCUUGUCAAGGUAAUGGGUUUUGGCCUCUUCCUAAUGGACUCCGAAGUCUGCAACAUCAACCGACUGGAUCAGAAAAAGAAGAUUCGACUAGACCGCAUCGACAGAAUAUUUAAGAACUUGGAAGUGGUGCCAUUGUUCGGCGACAUGCAGAUCGCUCCGUUCAACUACAUCAAGCGGUCUAAGCACUACGACAGUAGCAAAUGGCCACUAUCUUCAAGCCCCAACCCGCCGUCUCCACAAGCGGACCUGAUGGUCCACCUGCCUCAGAUACGCGAGGAGCAUCAGAACUACAUCUCCGAACUAGCCAGAUACAGCAACGAGGUAACAACAACAUUCAAAGAAGCGGGUUCGGACGCGGAGAACAAGGCGGUCACAGAGCUAUGCUUGCGCGGGCUGCAGCUGCUAUCCUCGUGGUGUUCCGUGCUCACUGAGCUGUGCUCGUGGAAGCUACUGCAUCCUACUGAUCAUGCCAGCAAUCCCCGCUGCCCCCCUGAUGCGGAGGAGUAUGAGAGGGCGACACGCUACAACUACACGUCAGAAGAGAAAUUCGCGAUGAUAGAAGUCAUAGCGAUGAUAAAAGGCCUCCAAGUCCUGAUGGCCCGUAUGGAAACAGUGUUCGCGGACGCGGCGCGGCGCUCCAUAUACGCCGAGCUACAGGACUUUGUUCAGCUCAAACUGCGCGAGCCGCUGCGGAAAGCUAUCAAGAAUAAGAAGGACUUGAUUCGCAGUAUAAUAGUAUCAGUGCGCGAGACGUGCGGCGACUGGGCGCGCGGCUGCGAGCCGCAGCAGGACCCGGCGCUGCGAGGCAAGAAGGAUGCAGAGGCUAGCUUCACCAUCAAAGUGCCACGGAGGAAUGUUGGCCCCUCAUCGACCCAGCUGUACAUGGUGCGCACCCAGCUUGAAGCCCUGAUCUCCGACAAGUCUGGUGGUAGACGCACUCUCCGCAAGGACCUGGACGCCGGUACCCUCACACAGAUCGAGACCUUCCACCGGCUCAGCUUCUAUUGGGGAUAUCUGCUGAAUCUAUCUGAUUCUCUCCAAAAGUGUUGCGAUCUAUCCCAGCUGUGGUACAGAGAGUUUUAUUUAGAGAUGACAAUGGGACGCAAAGUUAAUAAAUGCACGGUGCACCACCAGCACAACGAGGAAUGCAACGACCUGAUCACGAUGGAGAAGCGCAUCCAGUUCCCCAUCGAGAUGUCCAUGCCCUGGAUCCUCACCGACCACAUCCUGAGGACCAAGGAGCCUGCUAUGAUGGAAUACGUGCUCUACCCAUUAGACCUGUACAACGACUCGGCCCAGUACGCGCUGACGGUGUUUCGCAAACAGUUUCUGUAUGACGAAGUGGAGGCCGAGGUGAAUCUGUGCUUCGACCAGUUUGUUUAUAAACUGUCGGAGCAGGUCUAUGCGCAUUACAAGCAGUUGGCUAGCAGCAUGCUGCUGGACAAGCGGUACCGCGCGGAGUGCGCGGCGCGCGGCGCCAGUACGGGCGCGGCGCCCGGACGGUACGCCUCGCUGCUGCGCCAGCGACACGUCGCGUUGCUGGGGCGACAUGUCGACCUCUGCGCACUCGUGGCUCAGCGAAUCAAUGCGGAUAUGCAUCGGGCUUUGGACGCAGCGGUAGCGAAGUUCGAAGCCGGAGACAUCACUGGUGUCGUGGAACUAGAAGGCCUGAUAUCAGUGAACCGCCUCUGCCACAAGCUGCUGUCUCGAUACCUGACCCUGGACGAUUUCGAUGCGAUCCUCCGCGAGAGUGACCACGGAGUGCUCGCGCCCUACGGGAGGAUCACAUUGCACGUCUUCUGGGAACUAAACUUCGAUUUCCUCCCGAAUUACUGCUAUAAUGCCGCUACGGACCGUUUCGUGAAGUGCCGCGGCAUCCAGUUCGCGGCGGGCGUGACGCGCGAGAAGCCGCAGCAGUACGGCCAUGCUCUGCUGUGGGGCUCCAAGCAACUCUCUCUCGCCUACUCCGCGCAGUACGCGCAGUACGUCGGUUUCGUAGGCGCCCAGCACCUGCACGCGCUAGUCCGCCUACUGGGCUACCAGGGGGUGGCUGUAGUAGUAUCAGAGCUGCUGGACGUGGCCCGCGGCCUGCUGCACGGCACCAUCGCGCAGUUCACGCGGGCACUCGCCGCCGCCAUGCCCAGGCAUUGCAAGUUGCCCAGAUAUGACUACGGGUCUAAUGGUGUGCUAGGCUACUACCACGCUCAGCUGACGGACAUCGUGCAGUACCCGGACGCUAGGACGGAGCUGUUCCACGCGUUUAGAGAGCUCGGGAAUAUUAUACUCUUCUGUAUGCUUAUUGAACAGGCUCUCAGUCAAGAAGAGGUGACGGACUUGCUCCACGCGGCUCCAUUCCAGAAUAUUCUGCCGAGACCGUUCGCUGCAGAGGGCGAGAAGCCUGAGACGAAACAGAAGCGUCUCGAAGCGAAGUACGCGGCGCUACAGAUUGUGCAGAAUGUCGACAAAUAUGGCACUGCCAAGCAAGGCCAGCUGUCCCGCGAGGGCGACCUGCUGACCCGCGAGCGGCUGUGCUGCGGGCUGUCCCUGUUCUCCGUGGUGCUGCGCAGACUGCGCGCCUGCCUGGCCGCGCCGCAGUGGCCCGCGCCCCCCGCGCCCCACCACCACGCGCCCGCGCACACUGACGACACCAACGAGUUCCACAGACUGUGGUCGGCCCUGCAGUUCCUGUAUUGUAUACCCGUUGGUGACACGCAGUUUACUGUCGAGGAGCUAUUCGGCGAAGGUCUCCACUGGGCUGGGUGUACGAUUAUAGCGUUGCUGGGUCAGCAGAGAAGGUUCGAAGCUCUGGACUUCUGCUACCACAUCCUGAGAGUGCAGCGAGUCGACGGGAAGGACGAGUCGGUUAAAGGGAUUCCCCUAAAACGCAUGGUGGACCGCAUCCGGCGCUUCCAAGUGCUGAACUCGCAAAUAUUCGGCGUCCUCGCGCGCCACCUGGCGGCCGACGAGGAGAGGGCCGGCGUCGAGCACGUGCGCUGCUUCCCUCCGCCCUCCGCGCCCAUACAUCAGAUCAAUUAGACUGGAGGACCCUUUGUGGAAGGUUGUGUUGUUAACACACCCUGUUUGUGAAGGUGUAGGUGUAUUAAAACAUCCUGUAUUAUGACUUGAACAAUGUGCUGUUACAUAAAACACACCCUGUAUAACUGCUUGUACAACAGCUUAUCAUUCUGUGUGUAGUUUGUUUAUGUUGUUAAAACACCCUGUUUAUAAGGUUAGCGGUGUUUAGAAACACCCUGUAUUAUGACUUGAGCAACACCCUGUGUUACAUAAUCUUGUAUUUAGACACACCCUCUAUAAUAAUUUGUACAACAGCUUAACACCCUGUUUGUAAGGUUAGAGUGUUUGAGAAACAUCCUGUUUUAUGACUUAAACAUAACAUUCUGUAUUCUAGUUUUAUCUAGAAUCACUGUAUAAUGACUUGAACAACCCUUAGUAUGAGUUUUCUUUAUUUAUAUUUUAACAAUCUUUAGUAUGAUUGGUUAAUUCGAACCGGCCAAUCAGAGUGCCGAACGCGCUCUCGUUUCGAUUACUUUAAACGUAAAACAAACUCGUACUAAGGGUACUGUAUACUUUUGAAGACAACUGAAAAUGUAUUCCAAUAAUAUAAGUACCUAUGUAGACAUAUAGCUUAAUAUAUAAGGAAUAUUAAAACUUUCCAUAAGUAAGUAGAUAAACUUAAAAAUCACUGUUCACUCACUUACAUUAAUGGAGAAAAGCUCUACUAGUUUCGAGUCACAGAGGGACUCUUCAUCAUGAGCAGCGUGCGCAGACGGCGACGUCGCGCAGCCUACUGAGAGUAGAGUAAAAAAGAGAGAGAGUGAGAAAGAGAGUAUGAAAAGUCCCUCUGUGACUCGAAACUAGUAGAGCUUUUCUCCAUUAAUGUACGUGAGUAAACCGUGAUAUUUAGUUAAUUUAGUAUGUCUCACGAUAGUUAUUAUAAAGAUAUUUUCCAAGAAUUCUUUAAUAAGUUAUUAUGAAUUCGCAUUUUUGAAUAAUCUAAAGACUUUAUAUUAUCAGAUUAAGUCCUAAUUUUUAGUAUAAUACUAACUGAUGCCCGUGGCUUCACUCGCUUGGAUUCGUGGACUUUGUGACUAAUAAAAGUAGCCCAAGUUACUCCUUAGUACAUCAGCUACCUGCCAAUAAAAGUCCCGUCAAAAUCGGUCCAGCCAUUUCAGAGAUUAGUCAGAACAAACAAACAGAUAAAAAAUGUAAAAAUAAUAUUUAUUUAUGUAUUUAAUUCAAAAGUUACAACAGUAGACAACCAAUUAAAGCAACUUACAUACAUAACUAAAACAUAAUUAAACAGGAAUUAACAGCAUUCAUAAGUUCGCCUCGCAGUACUUCAGGCAUUCCGACAUAAUAUUUUGGUGAUUGUAUAUUCAUAUGCAUGUAGUAAAAUAAAUAGUUCAACAAACAGACACUUCAAUUUUAUUUAUUAGUCUAUUACUUUACUAAUAUUAUAAAUGCGAAAGUUUGUGUGUAUGUUACUCAAUCAUGUCAAAACAGCUGAAGUGAUCGGGAUGAAAUUUGGAACAGGGGUAGAUUAUGGUCUGGAAUAACACUUAGGAUACGUUUUAACCCACGAGAACGCAGACGAAGCCGCUGGUAGAAGCUAGUAAUCGAUAUUAUUUAAGAUUUGUCUCUCAUUAAAAUAUUUUUGGUUAAAAAUCUAUUUAGAAUUAAUUCUCACAUAAGUAUUAGAAAUAUAUUAUUUGGCUAUGUAUAAUGUAAUUUAUUGAAAUCAUGAAUUUUGUAUCGACGUGAGCUAAUGGUAACAUGUAAACAGUGACUCGUGUAGUGUAGAGAUUGUCCAGUCAACUGAUGGUAGCGUGGACUGUCCAGGGGAUGUAUGCAAGAAUAUCAUAAGAAUUAUGUAAUCUUUUUUAUUAUAAUUAUGAAAUAAAGUAUACAAACCUUAAAAA
This is a messenger RNA of Spodoptera frugiperda (fall armyworm), 5974 nucleotides long. It is a transcript of the gene Sra-1, whose product is annotated as cytoplasmic FMR1-interacting protein. Lineage: Eukaryota; Metazoa; Arthropoda; Insecta; Lepidoptera; Noctuidae. Gene Ontology annotation, molecular function: RNA 7-methylguanosine cap binding; small GTPase binding. The record is from RefSeq and is a predicted model, not a curated record. Gene Ontology annotation, biological process: regulation of translation; regulation of actin filament polymerization; axon guidance. Gene Ontology annotation, cellular component: synapse; neuron projection; SCAR complex. Bases 243 to 4070 code for a protein of 1275 amino acids. The transcript has 28 exons.